Branchiostoma floridae (Florida lancelet) is the source of this 3270-nucleotide messenger RNA. Its product is annotated as ankyrin-1-like. The transcript is spliced from 15 exons. Gene Ontology annotation, cellular component: cytoplasm. NCBI's taxonomy places the organism in Eukaryota, Metazoa, Chordata, Leptocardii, Amphioxiformes, Branchiostomatidae. Bases 1 to 3270 code for a protein of 1089 amino acids. Gene Ontology annotation, molecular function: protein binding. The record is from RefSeq and is a predicted model, not a curated record.
AUGUCCUUCUGGGGAUUCUUACAGCGCGUCGGACUUGUUGCUCCGGAGGAAGAGAGAGGAGACAGAGUACGGGUAGUCCAGAAGACCACAGAGAGCAUCAGGCGACCAGCAGACCUGUAUGAAGCCGCUGAAUGUGGUGACCUGCAAGCUGUGAGGAAGUACCUGGAAGACGGCAAGGACAUCAUUUUCAGAAACCCAAGUUCUAACAAAACGCCGCUGGAGAUUGCUCGUGAAAAGUGGCAGCAACUGGCACAGCGAAGAGGAGCAUCCAACUUCCGUGACGUUUUGGACCUUCUUAUCCAGGCUAUUGAUGAACAAACAAGGGAGGCAGCAAUACAAGGGGACGAGUCUCGCGUCCGAGACCUCCAUCAGAAUGGUGCUGACAUCCACCAGCGGGACCUGGAUAGACACGAUCUCGGGCUGCCAGAGCACACGGCCGGAGCGCACGGAGAUCACGUCGAGACGUUAAAGUUACUCCGUAUUCCAUCCGACUUCAACGACCAACACGAGCUGAUCCACAAUUGUCUGAUUCAGGCCAUCAUGGGACGAAAGCUGGAGAUGAUUAAGCGCAUCGUAAAGAACGGGAGUGUCAACCUUGAGCACAAAGACAAAAAUAAUCACACAGCCCUCGAUGUUGCUGCAUCUAUUGACCCAAGUGAGCCCGAAAUUGAGAGAUAUCUGCAACAUGCUUAUGAGAACAAGAAUCUGUGCAGCAUGAUUAAGAACCAGGGCACAGAUCUAGACGUCGACAUGCUUAAGAGGUGCUUUCUACAGGGAGCGAACGUUAACUAUCAGGAUCAUGAUGGAAACAGCCCACUAAUCCUAGCGGUGCAAUGUGGCUGUUCGGUGGAGGUCAUCGAGAUUCUAAUCAGCUCUUACAGUGCGAACCUGGAACUUAUCAACGAACAAGGGACCGGUGCACUCGAGGCUGCCGUUUUGUCACGUGAUCAUGAUGUCAUCAAAUGUCUUCUCAGCCACAGAGAACAACAUCCGAGCUACCUAAAAACGAUGAUGCAGUUUGCAACAGGUGAUGGCAAAAUGAUAGAGAUGCUGCAUCAAUUCGGAUCAGACCUGGAAGGAAAGGACGCCCACGGAAACACUCCUCUUCACCUGGCAUGUCACAGAAGCACCCUGGAAAUCCUAACCCUGCUUCACACAUUUGGUGCGGGUAUCAACGUGCAAGACAAUGCUGGUUUUACACCAUUAAUGACCGCAACAGAACGUGAAAGUGUUCCGAUGGUUCGGUUUCUCCUUCUCCAUGGUGCAGAUGAGACUGUGGUGAACCAGGCUGGCGAUACUGCACGUACAAUCGCACGCAGGGUUCUCAAGGAUGACCAUCAAAUCUCAACUAUCUUGGAGAACCUUGAGUAUGACAAGGUGUGCGGUAAAUACAACGAGGAAGGAAACAAAGAUCCUGAUAUACACACGGAAACUGAUUACCCUUCUCGAGCCGAAGUAUCCGUUGACGAAAGACCAUGGCUUACAGAACACAACAAAAACUGCGACUCUUGUCUCCAUGGCGGUAGUCAUCAGCAUUACAAUAAAUCGCUGAGGAGAGAUAAAUGUUUGGAAGACGAGGAGUUGCGUAGAGCUGUUAAGAGUGGGACACGAGAAGACGUGCAAAAAUGCCACGAGGGUGGUGGAACCAUUAAUCAGUGUAACCAGGAAGACCCUCAUGGUCUUGUAGGGCUUGCUGCCCGGUCCCAGGACAAGCCAGACAUAAUCGAGUACCUUACCCAGGUCGACCAAGACAGCAAAGACAACAUAUGCGCUUUGUUUAUCAAGGAUAGUAAUGGUCAAACCAUCCUUACCCUGGCCAAAGCAAAGGGACACAAGAAUGUUGUGAAGUACAUGAUAGGUCAUUACAGCCUGCAAAUCAAUCAGGCGGUUACCAGUAACGACUUAGACAUGUGUAAGAAAUUCAAACAUCUUGGAGGAUUGGUGGAGAUAUCGGGUAGCAAAGAGCCUAAUUUGUCCCUAGCCUUGCACGAACGGAACAGUAACAUUGCAAAGUGGUUAGUAGAGAAUGGAUCCGAUCCCGGUGGGCGUGAUCAAAAUGGUACCUCAUUGGUCGAAGUGGCUUCCCGUUACAACAUGAUUGACAUGGAGAAAUUUCUCAAGUCCAAGAUCAAGGAUCAGCAUUUGAGGUCAGCAAUUCGUGCUGUGGAUUUGGAAGGAGUGAAGAGGCUUCACGCUGAAGGUGCAGAUUUUACCGCUGCAAAUUGCUUCGGUGAUACCCCAGUCAGCCUUGCUGUCAGGACAGGAAACCUACGCCUGGUGCACUACCUUCUGAGCAGAGGAGCCCCAGUUAUCCACAGCAACGCAGGGAAGCCCACUAUAAUCCAGCAAGCACAAAAGCUGGGGAAUGAGGACAUGGUCGAGUAUCUUAAACACAUGGUUCACCUUCGCUUUGAGGAUUGUCUUAAGGCUGGAGACACGGACACACUUGUCAAGUUGCUUAAGAUUUCUGGAGCCAGCUUGAAGGAAGCCAAAUUUUGCAAGGAAGAGGAAACCGCCGCCACUCUGGCCGUUAAGUGUCAUGAUUUUAAGGCGCUUCGUCUUCUCUACAAGAGCAACAUUCCCAUGAGUCACCCUAACAGAAACGGCGACUACCCGCUGACGCUGGCUGCUGCCAACGGGGAUUUUCCCGCGGUAGAGUUCUUGAUCGAGCGCUGCAACGUGAACAGGAAUGUUGUGAAUGGGGAGGGUACGACAGUGGCUGAUGCGGCAAGGAAGGCAGGAUAUGAUUUAGUUGCAAGUUACGUCAAAACCGGCAAAAAGCCCGAUCCCGAAGAAGCAAAAACAGAUAAACCUAGCCACACUUUAGACGAUCUUCUAAAGGCUGUGAAGGGCGCGAAGAUGGACGUGAUUGAUGACUUCAUCAAAGAGACCUACCAGAGUCGAAGCAUGAAGCUGGAUUGGUGUAAAAAGAUGCUGGAUGUUGCAUGGCUACUAGAUGCCAUUGAGAUAAUCAGAAAGCUGGACAAACACCUGAAAGAGAUGGAAACGGAUAAUUCAGCAAGAAAGCUAGAAGGAUCCGAAGACUACCAGAGGGUCCUGGACGGCUUCCUAGGAGACUUGGUGAAACAGAUAGCUAACGUCGACAGCGUGGAGGAAUUCGGAAAGAGCCUCGAAAGUAAAAGGAGACACAGACAGCCUAUCCAUGUCCAUGAGAAAGGACAUAGGCUCUAUUCGUCAGGAUACAAAGAAGGAAAAGCAAACGCUGAGCCAGCAACUCAGAGACAUAAACACUACACGCAGCAGGCUUGA